AGGAAAACAAAAAGGUUAUUUUCUUUCAGGAUUUAAGACAUUAACUAUGAAAGGAUUGUUCUACACCAUUGUUUGGUUGUUCCUGAGUGAUUUGUGCAUGGCUAAGCCUCCUAGCUGGCAAGGGCCUCUGCCAUGGUAGUACGUGACAAGACAUGGGCUGCAUUAUGAGCUGUCCUAGGCUGCAUUAUGAGUGGCUGCGUGUGGCUCAUGGAUUGAACAUGUCUGAUGUAUUAUAGCUUUUGUAAUUUCUUUUUCCUUCUCCUUAGGUAAAAAACUUUGCUGUUAUUUAUCUUGUGGAUAUCACUGAAGUACCAGACUUCAACAAGAUGUAUGAGUUGUAUGAUCCCUGUACAGUCAUGUUUUUCUUCAGGAACAAACACAUCACGAUUGAUUUAGGUACAGGUAAUAACAACAAGAUCAACUGGGCAAUGGAAAAUAAACAAGAGAUGAUUGACAUUAUAGAAACUGUUUAUAGAGGAGCCCGCAAAGGUCGAGGUUUAGUGGUAUCACCAAAAGAUUAUUCUACUAAGUACAGAUACUGACAUUUUGUUGGGGCCGUGCUUUUCUUUUUUAACCCUUUCUCCACUUAAAUUUAUUUUUCUGUGUGUACAUACAUGUGUAUAUUAAAAAAGAAAUAAACCGUCUUUCAAUUUUGA
Messenger RNA from Coturnix japonica (Japanese quail), 656 nucleotides. The record is from RefSeq and is a predicted model, not a curated record. Lineage: Eukaryota; Metazoa; Chordata; Aves; Galliformes; Phasianidae.